Chelonoidis abingdonii (Abingdon island giant tortoise) is the source of this 10847-nucleotide messenger RNA. It is a transcript of the gene SPRTN, whose product is annotated as SprT-like N-terminal domain. Lineage: Eukaryota; Metazoa; Chordata; Testudines; Testudinidae. The record is from RefSeq and is a predicted model, not a curated record. Gene Ontology annotation, molecular function: polyubiquitin modification-dependent protein binding; single-stranded DNA binding; metalloendopeptidase activity. Gene Ontology annotation, cellular component: nucleus. Gene Ontology annotation, biological process: DNA repair.
GCACGCUAUCGGCGCACGCGCAAGAGGAAAGUGGUAGAAUACGCAUGCGCUGAGAAGCGGGCAACAGGAGGGUGCCCAGCGGCAUUGCGCAUGCGCCAGAAUCUAAGCGGACGGUUGGGAGCUCGAGUCCUUGCCCAGUGCGCUUUCCGCCCGUGCACCGUCGUGGCAGCGGCCGAGCCAGCGCGGCAGGGCUGCUCAGGGAGCCGCUCCCCGAUGGACGGAGACUUCCUGCUGGCGCUGCGCUUACAGGCGCAGUGGGAGGAAGAGGAGGAAGCGGCAGCAGCGGCCUGUAGCGAGUCCCCGGCCGGCUCCUCAGCGCCGCCGCGGCCGCUCUCCGUGGUGGACGAGGCCUGGGAGCUGCUGGACCCGAGCCCCGACGUACGCGGCCUCUUCGUGCAGUUCAACGAGACGCUGUUCUGGGGGAAGCUGGCGGCCGUGGCGGUGACGUGGAGCCCGCGCAUGACGCUAUGUGCUGGAGUGUGCAGCUAUGAAGGAAGAGGUGGGAUGUGUUCCAUCCGCCUUAGUGAGCCACUCUUAAAGCUAAGACCAAGAAAGGAUCUUGUAGAGACACUCUUACAUGAAAUGAUUCAUGCCCUGUUAUUUGUCACUAACAAUGACAAAGACCGUGAAUCCCAUGGGCCAGAGUUUCGCAAACACAUGCGUCGUAUCAAUCGCCUGACUGGAGCCAAUGUUACAAUUUAUCACAAUUUUCAUGAUGAGGUGGAUUUAUAUCACCAACACUGGUGGCGAUGUAAUGGCCCAUGUCAGAGUAGAAAACCUUAUUAUGGAUAUGUGAAACGUGCAAUGAAUAGGGCACCUUCUGCUCGAGACUUCUGGUGGUCUGACCACCAACAGACCUGUGGAGGCACAUUCUCAAAAGUAAAGGAGCCAGAGAACUAUUCUAAAAAAGGCAAGGAGAAAACCCAGCUAGCCAAGCUUUCAAACUCUGAGUCAUCUGAUACUAAAGGAAGGAUACAUGGAGGUGAUAUACGAAGCCUAAUUCCUUUUAGUGGAAAAGGAUAUCAGCUUGGAGGAACAGGCCUUUGGUCCUCCGAGAGACACACAAGUUCUAACAACAGUAUUAAGGGCAGAGAAAUACCCAGUCCACAAAGUUAUUCAGCAGCUGGAACUGCAAGAACAGUUCCUAAAAAUGAACUAAAAUUUGAAUCAAACAUAUUUAGUACCAGCAUUUCCCAUCCAGUUUUUACUGAUAGCGCCAAACAUAAGAACAGCUUUGCUUUGAACCAUGAGUUUCCUAAAAUAUCUGUCGCUAAUACAAAAGCUUACAGGAAUGUUGAUGGGUCGCCUGUUAAAAUUCCUCCAGUUAAUGGAGGAAAUCUGAACCAAAGUCCUACAAACGCUAAGUCGGUUUUUCCAUCUUUUAAUGAGACACCAAAACAAACUUCCUUUGGACAAGCUGAGACAACUCUAAGAUCCUGGGUUUCAUCCCAGGGAAAUAGCAGCUUUGAAAAUGGUGGUAUACCACAGAAACGGCCGAAAAUGGAAGACAAAUCUGCCUUUGUAAACUACUUUAUAAAGAGAGAGAGUACUGAUGGCACUUUUAGAACUAGCACUCCUCUAAAAAACAAUGCUGAACCAACAGUGCCCUCUGAAAGUUGUAGUUCUGCUGUUAGUCAGGAUAAAAAGGUUAGUUGUCCUGUUUGCCAUACUGAGGUUUUGGAAACGAAAAUAAAUGAACAUCUAGACUCUUGUCUGACAUAAGCUUUGAAAUGCAAUCUCACAAUUAAGUGCUAAGAAUUGUUUGAAAUCUUCAAAUUACAUUGCUCAGGGUUUAUCGAAUUAUGAUUGUUGUCAUGUGCCUGUACACUGGCCUGUAGUGUCCAAGCUGGAAACUUUCCUAUAUGUGUAAAGUGGAGUCUGAAUUUCAGUAUGAAGGAAGGGCAAUUUUUGGAGUUGCAUGUUAGGAUCUGAUUUAUAUACUCUCAUGGUGCUUGUAUCCCAAAGAGCCUAAGGCUAUAUGUGCACUACCAAGCCUACAUCAGCAAAUAUAUAUGCCAGCACAGGUGAGAAAAGGAGGAAUUCUGUUGGUGUGGGAACAGCGCCUCCCUGAAUGAUUUUAGCUAUGCCAACAGAAGCCCUCUUCUGUCCGUAUAGCUGUGGUCUAUGUGGGUGGUGUAGUUGGAAUAAGUGUGUUGCUAUGAGAUAUGGUUUUUCUACACCCGGACCAACAUAGCUAUAUCGGUAUAAAUUUUGAAGUAUAGACGAGGCCAAAUACACUCCUGAUUUUAGUAAAUGCAGUUGUGGUUGGGUUACAUUACAUUUUUACUGCAGAACCUAAGUAUGUCUCCUUCCAUGGUAAUACUUACUAGAUUCUGAAAUCUUAGAUGAGUUCUAAAAGGAACUUAACAUUUUUAACCAUGUUUUGUCUUCUCCUUGGUCCCCAAAAUGUUCUUUAACUUAUCCCUGGCCACCUUUAAAUAUAACUUCUAAACUGUCCCCUUCCACAUACACAGAUACCAACUUAUCAGUUUACCACAAUGAAAAUGUGUUAAGUAGUGGCCAUUUUUUAUUAUUAUAACACCAAAUAUUGUGUUUAGGCCACAGCUACUGACUCUCCAGAGAUCAGUUUCACCCAAAACUUUUUAAAGGGCAGGUAGAAAUGAGGGUGGAAUUAGAUUCAAAUUAUGGCUAUGUUCACAUUGGCAGCGAGGGGUGUGAUUCCCCUGCUCAUGUACACAUACUCACUCUAGCUCUCUUCAAUACAUACCCCCUAGUUUCAGGUGGGUAGGUACUCAGCUCAGCCAUAUCUCUGCUGCUGCUACCUGUGUUACUGCAGCUACAUUGCUUUUUAUAUUUGCACUAGCUGGAUGAGUGCAAGUAUGUGUACACAAUCGGGAAUUGCACCUCUCGCUGGCAGCGUAGACAUAGUUUAAGUCUUCAGCAAAAAUGGGGAGCAGCUUAGAAGUUAAAAAAUAAAAUAAAAUACAAGUCUUAGUAGAAUCUUGAGUAAGUAAAAGCAUGGGUAGAAAAUUAGUGAUAUGGGAGGGAUUCUAGAUACUUAAUACUGCUUGGUGCAUUUGAUGAAGCAUUAGGCUGUAGACUUAAGGACCUAUUAGAGAUACAUAUUGGGUUUUGAAGCAUUGGUUGUUAAGAGGGACAAGAAUAGGAGCUGAGGAAUUUAAACAUCCUUAUAGCAUUAAAGCAUAAGAUCAUUAAUUUUUGUUUGGCCACUUUGGCUUGUUUUUAAUGUGCAUGGUUGGCAUGCAAGCAGUAACAGCUAGUUCAUGGUCCAACAAUCUCCACUUUUUUUUCCUUCUCUCCCUCGCACUGGCUUUGCUGCAUAUAUUGACACUUCAGUGGCUUUAACUUCAAGAAUGUGUAGAAUGCGUUUCUAUAUAUUUGAACUCUAAAGGCUAAAACCACCGAUAGUAAAAAUAGGGGUGAGCACAAGUAGCAAAACUGGAAGACAUUGUCAUAUCACUAGUCCUGUUGCAGAAUUCUAACUGAAGGCCUGAAUUUAAAUGAAGAUUUCCAAUUGAAUUCACAUUCCAGAAAGGCAUCAGAUUGCAAAUCAGUGCCAGAGCUUUGCUUUGCUUUCUUACCAGCCUAAUGAAUAGUUCCGUCAGUAUAUGCUAACAGCAUUCUAUUACAUGUUAUGAAUACCAAGUAAGAUGUAUAAAGCCUACUGAAAUGUCUACAGUUCUAUUGGUGCACUAAAGGUAUUUAACUGACUGGUUUGUAGGUGACUUGAGCAAUACUUCCACAGUUUAAACUAGCCUUCCAGACAAACAUAUUGUACACUAGGUUGAUUUUUGUACUGCUGGUAGGUAUAUAGGAUGGCUAUGAUGCAGACAAAAGUGUAAGUACAGGUUGUCUUGUCAUAAAUGUAAUGUGGCUUACAGUUGACUUCCUCUGAAAUGAGGAAUAAACAGAUCAGACAGUUAUGGAAUUUGACCACUGCUAACUAAUAUCUGGUUUCAAAGUAUAGGAAAAAAAUCCCUAAGAAUGCAUAGAAUGUACAUGAGUUUUUUUUUGUAGAAACUGCUUUUUAAAAUAUUGAUAUUACUGAAAUGUUUUAAUAACCUUAACAAAAAUGUUAUGCAUAUUCUGAAUAAAUCAUGAUGCUGAACCUUAGGUUGUUAAAUCUGGUUUUCACAUGGCUCUCAAUGACUAUCUUUUGUGCUCUUUAGACGCAUUUGUACAACAGUAGUCACUUUUAACAGUUCACUCCAACAUCGGCACAACCUUCCCUUUUUAACUACCCCACAAACCCAAACCUUGCUGUGGAAUGAUAUUUACUCCUGGGGGGGAAUUCUGUGCCAUUGCACAUGUAUGCAGAGUUCACGUCCCCUGCAGCUUUCUUCACUUCCCUCCAGAAAAAUGGGAAGGGAAGCCAUAAGAGCGCUCAUGCACCCCUCCAUGGGUGCAUCAGUUUGGGCUUCUGGAGUAGCCAGGGGAGAUGUAAAUCACUGCCAGAGAAGUGGUGGUAGAGAAGGAGGAGUGGGACUAUGCAAGCAAGUGACUCUGUCACUCGCUAUCACAAUGGUCCUGGUGUGGAGGGGCCAGGCUUCAAGGUGUUUCUGAGAAUGUAAGUGUGGGCUGGCCUUGUCCCCCUCAAGCAGAGCAGAAUGUUAAUACUGCCUACUUAGUGAAUUGUUCCCAUUGUUAGUGAAUUCCCCCAGGAGUAUAAAAUUGGUGUAAAUGUUUUAAGGCUCCCUUACAGUGCCAGAGUGGUGCAAAUGGCCAAUGUGAAACUGACAAAGCCGGGCAGCUAGAGCCCAGCUCCCUCCCUGGAGAGCUGAGUGGCUGGACCCCAUUCCUGGUUGGGAAUGGGGAGCCAAGAAGUCCAAGGCAGCCCACCAGGAGCCUGGGGGGUAUCCAAGCUCCUGGCAGGAAGCUGCCAGCAGAGCUUUCAACGCUGCUUCUCUUAGGUUGGUGGAAGCACUCCUGCUGAGGAUGUGCACCACUGACCUAAGGAAGGUAUUGUGGACAUGAGCCACUGCAGUAAUUACUGUGGUGGCUUUAAGUUGAUGUAACAGGUCAACUUCUCUUUGUAGUGUAAACAAUCUGAGUGAUGAGAACUGGUCUAAAUUUUUGGACUGAAAUCUUCCUAUUAAAUGUUCUCCAUGAACUGUUUACUACUGACCUUUCUGGAGAUGGUCAGUAAGCAAUAUUAAUUGUGAGUUUGAUUCUGCAGCUCUCACUUGGUCUUCAGUUGUCUGAUUUAAUACUGAGCAUAUGGCUGCACAUAUUUGUUGACUUAUAACUAGAAAUAAAGGGUCAAACCUAGAUAUGUUACUAUUAGACAAAAGGAUUUUGUCUCCAGUGCUCCCCGCUCCCAUUCUCUAGCCAUCUCAGCAGUUCACCUGAAUCCCUGCCUGAGUCAUUUCUUCUUCCAAAACGAUGUCAGUCAUCUGCUGCAGGCACCAUGAAUUCUUGAACAUGGCCCAGAUUCCUCUGAUGCUGCAAUAAAUUAUAGGCAGCCCUUAAUCCUAGCUGCUUUUCUGUCAUUUUCUCAUUGCACUGGCUUCCCAUUUGUUUUGGGUGCAAUUCCAAGUUUUAUAUUUGAUCUACAGUGCAAAGCAUUACAUGGUUUCAGAGUUGGUCUCUUUUUCCCUGUGCACCAUCAGAGGACAGCAGAGAUCAUCUGGAGGCACUUUUGCUGAUAGCUUAACUUUAUUGACCUUUGAGUGGUACAGCCAUCUUCUUGGUCAAGCACAUGCUUGAUUUUGAACUCAUCAAUACAUUAUGAUUGGUAGGGAGUACAGGGAAAGGGGCUGUUAUUCCAAAAGAUGUCAGCUACUGGGUCCCAGUGGGUCAUCUUCAGCUGGGGAAGUGCAUGAGUGUAGCAUGCUCUGACUAGGCUCCUUUCCCCACCCUUUUCUGUUUCAUGUGUAGGGAUUGGCAUUGGACAGGAGUCAGGACUCUUUCAUACCAAGGGAAUCCUCAGCCAGGAAUUGCUAUGUGCUUUCUGGCUUAUUUCCGGUGCCAGAGUGGUACAGUGGGGCUAGAUUACAGCUCAGGAUCUAGUUUACAUAUUAUGCCUUUUUUCUGUAUUGUAGCUUAAAUCAAUUACCAGGAUAACUUAAACUGGUGUGAUUAUAUUUAUUUUGACAAAUAAAACAUGCAGAAUUUUAAAAUACUUUGUACAGAAUUUUUUUAAAUUUUUUUUGGUACAGAAUUCCUCUAGGAGUGUAGAGUUGGUUAAAAAGCACUGACUCCCCUGGUAUCCAUCUUUUAUUUAACAUAGGUGUAUCUCCAUAUAUUUAUAAUUCUAUCUCAGAGCUGGAAGGGACCCUGAACGCUCAUCGAGUCCAGCCCCCUGCCUUCACUAGCAGGACCAAAUACUGAUUUUGCCCUAGAUCACUAAGUGGCCCUUUCAAGGAUUGUACUCACAACCCUGGGUUUGGCAGGCCAAUGUUUAAACCACUGAGCUAGGAUGUUUUGGAUGCUUUGCCAUUAAUAGUAAGUUUAAAAUGAUUACACAACUACUGAUCUUAGGACUUGAUGUGACCUGUUCUUUAUCAUCAGUUUUGUUUAGAUGAACAUACAUGUAUUUUAGUUGUACAAAUGCCUCCACAAAACUUAAUAUAUAGUGAAAGAAAGCAAGUAUCCUAGUCGGUUUAAAAAAAAAAUUUAAUAGUAGUUUCAAAUAUGCAUCUAUACACUUCAAGUCCUGUCCUAACAAUUACACAAUCUUCCCCCUCACAAUUUUUUCUCACCUAAUGCAGCAUGAAAGACCUACAGAAACAGGAGAAAGUGAAACUGCAUUUGACAUUUCUUUUUGGAUAGUGUCAAAGUCAACAAAUUGAACACUUUUUUUUUCUAAACUGUUAAGUAAUUUUAGGUAUUACCUAUACAGUUGUCAGCAACAAAUUUAACAAAUGUUAUUUUAAGUACUACUGAUGUCCACUUUACGGAAUCAAAAACUACCACAUCAGUUAUUUGGGGGAUGUUUAUAGGAUAGUAAGUUUUUCUAAAUUCUAUCUUUUGACAGUGUGAAAGCAUUGUGAGAAAUCUUUUGGGUUGGCCUGUCACACCUUUAAAAAAAAAAAAAUCAAAUCAAAACUGGAUUGCCUAAAGAAUUUGGCAACCAGGGACAGCAUUUUGAAAAAAAAAAAAAAUCUGGCUUUCUGCCCAUGCAAAUCUGUAUGAUUAAAUAUAAUGGUAGCCAGGCAUUUCUUGUGCAAUAGUUAUAUAAGAGUUUCAAAGCUCUUUAAGCAGCAGACUCUAGUUAUUUUAUACUGGAAGGUAUUAGCAUGUUUCUAAGCUUCCAUUUUAGUGUGUUACCAUAGGUGCUUCUUGUAUAAAGGUAAGUUUUGCACUUCUAUCAGUGAUUCAACUUUAUAUAUGGUGACAUGGGUUUUCAGUAACCUCUCACUAUAUUAGAUUGGGUUGCCCCAGGGAGCCAGGGGCUGGAAUUACUUUAAGGGGACUGUGUUUGACUUCUGUUCAGUACCAGACUUAACCAGUGUGGUACUGCAGAAGCUCUUUUGUUACUGGUUUGGUUAAUUUAAGUACAGACUAGACCAUUUUUUGGGGACUGCCUACCCUAUUUCUUGCAGUCUGCCCUGAGUGUGGCAUUAUCAGUAUGGUCUAUCCCAGACACCUGGUCACACCUCCCAAAGUUACAGUAUUUUGAAUACAAAAUGAAAUUUGGCAAAUUACACCAUCAGUUAAAAUAAAUCCUUUUAAAUAAAUUGAGCGCCUUGUAUCAGACACCUUUUUGUCCCAAAUUUUCAGCUCUGGUGUGGUCUGUGCAUGCUGGCGGAGAGGUGUAUUUAAUUGAUAUGAGACAUUUAUGAAUGGAAGAUACCAGACAUACAUGUUGCCUUACCUUGUCAGCUAAAGGUUGCCCUACAAACUUGAGAGGAAAAAGUCUUAUUUGAUGGUGGGUUACUGGAUUAUCUUGCUCAGAUACCAAGAAGACCUAAACAAUUCAUAGUAUUUCUUUUCCUGCCAGGAAGAUAGAUGUGGAUGUAGUAUCACCUGCUUACCCAGUUAUGAAAGGGGUUUGUUCCUUUGAUAGAAAUGCUCCCUGGGCAUAAGUACAUUUUGAUGGACAAGGGUGAAUUUCAUACCUCAGCUAGUAACUUUUCAUAACACUUUCUGAACAGGUGCUUUAUAAUCCUAAUGGGGGGAAUAAGUUUGUCUGAAAGACCCUAUAUCCAGAUAUUUAUAUUCAUAAACUCCUACAAAACACACUGCAGUUCUACUGUACCACUUGUAAAAGGACAGCAAGAGUUUCGUUUUUCAAAUGUAUGUAAAGCAUUCUUCUCAGAUGAGCUGCCCUUUAAAACAAUGCUAACAAUGCUCUGUGUAUUAGGUUGAAAUACCUAGAUCACCUAAAAUGCAAGUUAAUCGUGUUGAUUCAUCCCUAGCUGUGGGAGAUAAACUAAUCUGAAGCUUAAGACCAGGCUAUGCUAUGGCCAGGUCUACACUACACACUUACAUCAAUAUAACUGUGGGUCAGGGAUGUGAAACAUCCACAGCCCAAUGAUAUAGUUGUACUGACCUAACCCCCAGUGUAGACAGCACUGUGUCAAUAGAAGAGCUUCUUCCAUCAACAUAAUCCACCUCCACGAGAGGUGGUAGCUAACUACACGGAUGGGAGAUGCUCCCCUGUCAGCAUAGCAUCUUCACUAAAUUGCUACAGAACAGCAGUUGGGCCACUGCUGCUUUUUAAAUGUAGAUCUGCCUGUGGCUCUUUACAUCCAGUUGGCGUUAUGGUUCUUACCUCUGGACUACUGUAUUCUAACCCUGCUGGUAAGAUAUUCUUGGCAGAUUCUAACACAGAUGGAACCACUUAAUUGUAUGGUAAGUAGAGUGACAAGGUGGGUGAGGUAAUCUCUUUUACUGGACCAACUUCCAAUUAAUUUCAGUUCCUGGUUUAGAAGAUGCCUCACAUGUAUCUUCUGCACCAAGAUUUUGAUAUCCUGUUUGCAGGAGACCUGAGAAACAGGUGUUUAAUUUUUUCCUAGGGCAUUCAGAAAGCAGAAUUCCUACAGUGGUUAGGUCUCUGGCUACUAACACAAUUGUGGCUAGACCCUUUUCCUUGUCUACAGACCAAAACUGUUAGUCUAAUUCCUCAGAAGGGAGGAAAAAGUUCAAAAGGGGCUUGGAAGAAAAUUUAGGCAACUCUUCGGAGACCAAGAUCUUCAUCUUACCUCACGUGCAAAGAAAAAUCCAGACGUGAACCAUCUUGUGAGCAUUCUGUCUGUUGCUUUUAUAAAUGCAUAUGCAGGGUCCCAAAUGGGUGGGUGCUGUAGAGCAGGGGUCCCCAACACGGUGCCCGCAGGCACCAUGGCACCCGCUGGGGCAUCUAAGGGCGCCCGCAUACUGGCUGGCAGAUAAGCAUCUGCCAAAUGCCGCUGAAAUUCAGUGGCGACACCUCUGGAUGACGCCACUUGGCGGCAUUUCAGCGGAUGCUCGUCCACCACCACGGUCCUCAGUGGCUCAUUGUCUGGCACCUGCCAGAUGGAAAAGGUUGGGGACUACUGCUGUAGAGCCACAUUGAGGAGGAACCCAACACCCAUAACUCCUAGGGAUUUCAUUGGGAGUUUCAGCUACUCUGCCCUUCUUGUGAUCAGGCCAAUACAAGGUUUUCCCUUCCCUCAGGGACUGCGCAUGUUGCUGGCUAGUGGAAACAGGCUCUGCCAGCCAUGGAAUAGAGGGCUGAGAGCUGGCUUCAGUGUUAGUCUGAAUGGUGAAUUGUGCUAACCCCUGGGGCCAUUGCAGGCAGGCAGAAUAGGCUGCAGGCUGAUGCAAUUUCUGUAUCAUUCUAACCCUACUAAUCGCCCUCCUGUGCCUGCAUAACCAUCCUCUGCUCCCAACCGAAUUUCUCCCAUCAUCUGAUGAACAACAUUGUGUUCUACCCAUGGGUUGUGCACCCAGCCCUGAGCUGGAGCUAAGGGAAGCUUUAUUUAUUGUGUGCCAGUGAAGAGUGAGAACAUAGCACACUAGAGAAAAGAAAAAAAAGUAAAUCCACGGGCGGGGGGGGGAAGGGGAUGAAUGCAAGAAAUUUAUAGCUGCUUCAAUGGUAUUUUGAAGAAAUUAAUUUUAAUCUACCUUAAGUCCAAGUGUAAUCACCUCCGAUAUGUGCUUUGAUACAAGUCUUGAUUUUCUGUCUUACUAUUAAUGCCCUGCCUUAUGGCAGCACUGUAGUCCGCAGCAUGCUGCAAGCAUGCACAGCGCUGUCAACUCAGAUGCAAGACAAAUUCCCCGUACCAAGGCUCGUCAAUUGACUCAAACUAAUACGGUUCUUGGAUAGCACAACAAGGGGUGUAGUAUAAGAGCCUGGAGAGAGAGAUUGUGGAUAGACAAUCCAGAGGAUAACACUUCAAGGAUAAGACAGCAGAUCUGAUAAGAUCACACAAGAAGGCUUUAGAAAGAAGAUGAAAGGAAGAAAAAAUGCUUGAUGGCCAGGAGGCUCUUCCAAGCACCAUGAAAAGCAUUCUAGGGAGCAUCAAUGAAACAGCAAGCCAAGUUAUUAUCUACAUUAAGGUUUCUCAGACUAAAUGCUUGCCUGCUCUAACUCUACCAAUGUAGUUAAAAGCCCCAUAGCAUGGGUGCAAUUAUAUUGGUAUGGAAAAGUGCUUUAAUGGUAUAGCUUAUUAUGGCUUGGGAAGCAAAAUAAGUGAUAUGGUUGUAAGGUAACUUUUACAGAGGUAUACAUUUAUCUAGACCAGUGCUUAAAUUGUUAUUACUAUAUCCAUUAAAAAAAAAUAAUUCCACACUCCACCUGACAGUUAUAGCGGCAUAGCUUUUCUAGCCUAAAGCAGGCCUUAGACCACCCUUCAUGGCCUAAAAUACAUAGAAGAAUUUGACUUUUUCCCUCCUUUUCAUUACCAAGACAUGUUUAAUAGAGAACAGUAGGAAAUGUAAAA